Messenger RNA from Vespa velutina, 1718 nucleotides. Its product is annotated as leucine-rich melanocyte differentiation-associated protein-like. Bases 552 to 1250 code for a protein of 232 amino acids. The transcript is spliced from 5 exons. Lineage: Eukaryota; Metazoa; Arthropoda; Insecta; Hymenoptera; Vespidae. The record is from RefSeq and is a predicted model, not a curated record. Gene Ontology annotation, molecular function: protein binding.
UUUACAAUAUGGCGUUAGUGUUGAUUGUCGUAAUGUUUAAAAUCUCAAAUGACUGUUACGACGUACAAAUUUCAACGAAUAGAUCUUUUUGCUUGGCUACGUUUUAAGUUUUCUUUCCUAAUUAUUAAUUAAAUUAAUUAGUAACACGAAAAGGUUAUAUAUAAACUUUAAAAUGAUAUUGCUAUAAUCGUUUAUUUAGAAAACGCGCACCAUCAAAUAAGUACACCUACGUGUAUUAAUUGUUAAUUAUUCGUAUAGCUAUCGAUAUGAUUGAAGUACUAUUAUCCGUAACAUGAGCGGUAAUACAAUCACACCUGUGAAGUUUAACCUCUUUAAAUUAUAUUAUGCAGAAUAGAUUAACGGUCACCUGUUUGAAUAGAUCGAACUAAUCUAUGAAAACGUUCGAAAAGAAGAUAAUGCAGGAAGACUCGUUACAGCUGAAAUAGGGGUGAACAGUAUUAAUAGGUUGGAUUUAUGCAAUGAAUUAAAAUUACAAACGAAAAGGAUCAGUGACCCAAUUGGAAUAGGUUGAAAGAAUCAAAGGAUUAACCAUGACAUCUCUUGGAAAACUAAUAUUCAUAGAUAUUCACUGUAGGAAUUUAAGAACUUCAUCUUCUACUGAUUUGCAAAAGGAUUGUGUUGAAUCUUUAUCCUUUGCAUUUCAAAAUUUAUUUUAUAUGCCAUUUGAUAUUAUUGAAAACUAUGGCAAUAUGAUAUAUACUUUAGAUAUAAGUCAUAAUAAAUUUUGUAGAAGUUUACACUUUCUAUCAGAAUUUGAAAAUUUAACAUCUCUCAAUCUGGAUUAUAAUAAUAUAGAUGAAUUUACUGUUUUCCCAUACAUGCCAAAACUUCAACUAUUAUGGUUAAAUCAUAACAAGAUCGAUCACUUAUAUCCAUUUAUUAAGAAUCUCUAUGAGAGUAUGCCUAAUCUAAAAUAUUUGAGUCUUAUGGGAAAUACUGCUGCGCCUAGUUAUCUUAAUGGUGGAACGUUUUAUGACUAUUUACAGUAUAGGUUGUUUAUUAUAUCCUGGUUUCCACAUCUUGUACACUUGGAUGACCGGACAAUAACUCCAGAACAAUGUCAAGAAGCUAAAAGACUGUAUAAAAGGCCAUUCUUAGAAAGUUUAUCUGAAAAUGGUCCGUUACCAGAAUGCCUCAAGUAUUUGCAUAAAAAGUUAGCAAAUAUGUUUUCAAAACCAAUUUUGCCUAAUAAAUUACAAAGCACGAGAGGAACAAAUGUUAUUAUUUAAAACAUUUAUAAGUGAAAUGAAAGUAUAAGAGCAGUCAGAGAAUAUAUUUUUUUUAAGACAGAAUAAGUAUGUAGAGCUAUUUUAGAAAAUUUUUAAACAAUAUAUAACUGCCUUAAAAUCGAUAUCAUCUAGUAAUUAUUGUUACAUUUCUUAAUGAAUUUACUGGAGGAUUUAGGAGAUUUUACAGUAUAUUAUGCAUAAUACCAUUUUUAAUACAUUACGGAAUUAGAAUUUAUAUGGUACAGAUAUAAUUUAUAUAUUAACAAAACCUAAUGUGCUAACAGUAAUAUUCUAUAUUAUGGAAAUAUUUUGUUAUUUGUUAUAUAAUAUAUUUCAUAAUGUUUUUAUUCCUUUUACAUCUAAUAUUUUUUCAUUUGUAUGAAAAUUUAGUCUUAAAAAUAGUUAUUUGAGAUAAUCAUUUACUAUUAUUAUUUUAUAUGUAUGAAUAAAACUCAUAUGAGAUUACAA